AUUCAUCAUCAGUUAGCCCAUACCAGCUAUUACUUUGUAAUGGCCUUGUGCUGCCUUGCCAUCAUGUAGACAUGAGCUUCUUGGGUUGACGCCGUCUUGUGUUGAGCAAUCUUGAGAACAAAGAAAGGAGCUGUCUUAUGUUGAGCUGGAUUGAAAAACAUGUAACGCCUAGCAUAGGUAUGGGAUUGUGGGCAAAGAAGUACCUCUGCAAAAUCUUAUGUAGAUAUUUCAUAAUGAUUGGUAGACUAAUUGUGUCUUGCAUUGCCUACAUAAAUUUGAAGAUGCCACAAAUUAUCAAACAAACUUACUUGCACAUCCAGGCGACCGUCGUCGAGGACCUUCCCAGCCCCGAACUCUCCCAAGGUCAUCCUGGCAAGGUCCCCCCCGCGUCUGAUGUUCUCUGCACUGAGAACCAGGUAGAGCGUGUUUCAGUAUCUAGUGGACUGUUGUCCUGUUAUCGUGUCCCCUUUCUCCAUAGCUUGAACAAGACUGUCUAAGACACCCUCCGCUUAAUAUGAAAACAAAUGUCAUUCAUUCCAAGAUUAAAGAGAUGUUAAUGAGACUUCUCCGUGGCAUUUUUUCUUUAUUCCUUUUUGUUUUGAAUUUUUUACACCAUAACAUUAACUAACUACUCAAUAUGCAACUUUCCACCACAUAGAAUUUUAAAAUAUUAAGUUUGAGAAUCCCAUUUUUAUAAUGGAG
Owenia fusiformis is the source of this 702-nucleotide messenger RNA. NCBI's taxonomy places the organism in Eukaryota, Metazoa, Annelida, Polychaeta, Sabellida, Oweniidae. The record is from the annotation of a GenBank genome assembly.